Messenger RNA from Cucumis sativus (cucumber), 1996 nucleotides. Its product is annotated as THO complex subunit 4A. Bases 109 to 738 code for a protein of 209 amino acids. Lineage: Eukaryota; Viridiplantae; Streptophyta; Magnoliopsida; Cucurbitales; Cucurbitaceae. Gene Ontology annotation, cellular component: nucleus. Gene Ontology annotation, biological process: mRNA export from nucleus. The transcript has 5 exons. The record is from RefSeq and is a predicted model, not a curated record. Gene Ontology annotation, molecular function: mRNA binding.
GAUAGCACGAAAUUCUUCGCAAUUGGCUUCUUCCCUAAUUUGCUCACAACAUCACCACAUCGUUCGAUCGGAACCCUAGAAAUUGUUAUCUCCGAUCCACGACCACCAAUGGCAGAGCCUCUCGACAUGAGCUUAGAUGAUAUCAUCAAGAACAACAAGAAAUCCGGCUCCUCAAACUUCAGAGCUCGUGGCGGAGCUUCUUCUGGACCAGGUCCUUCUCGCCGCUUUCGCAAUCGUGGUCUUAAUAGAGCAACGCCUUAUUCUACUUCCAAGGCGCCCGAGACGGCUUGGUCACACGACAUGUUUGUAGAUCACGGUGCGGCUUAUCCUUCACAUCCUCCACGGGCUUCUGCUAUUGAAACUGGCACCAAGCUUUAUGUUUCUAAUUUGGAUUAUGGUGUCUCCAAUGAAGAUAUCAAGGAGCUGUUUUCUGAAGUUGGUGAUGUCAAACGGUAUUCUAUCAAUUAUGAUAAAAGUGGGAGAUCGAAGGGAACAGCAGAGAUUGUUUUUUCACGACAAGCAGAUGCUCUUGCUGCUAUAAAGAGAUAUAACAAUGUUCAGCUGGAUGGGAAGCCCAUGAAGUUGGAGAUUGUUGGCACUAACAUCGUUACACCUGCUGUGCCUGCUCCUUCAAAUGCUAGUUUUGGGAAUCCUAAUGGAUUUCCGAGAGGUUUUGAAAACAUCAGCAUCAGAUCAAACAUCAAAUAUUCAAUUUCAACAACUUGUCAACAUAUGUAGUGUGACAUAGAGGUGGUAUUGUUCUUGUAACACUAAGGAUGUAGUAAAUAGUAAUCAAUAUGAUGUGCGUCCAACAGUUUUUAUUUCUCAAGUUUGCAUUUUAUGGCAUGUAAUUAGCUGCUUCCUACACUUCAUAGAUAUACUUUUUAACAACUGUGAGUGUCUGCCUACUUAUUCACACCUUGGCUGGUACUUUAAAAAACCACAUGAAUCUACUUUAUUGUUGGAAAACUGCAUAUUGUUGUCUUCAGGUAUUUGAGUCUACAACUCGUCUAUUUGAUCACCACACUAUACUUUUGUGUACUAAAAACUUACAAGAUUUCUAUUCGAGUUUUCCAAUGAAUGACAUUAAGGGUUCUAGUUCUACCACAGUAUGCAAGAAAUAAGAACUUAAUUUGGAUCUCUUCUUUUGAAGAACUUAUUUUGAUUCCUUCUUUUGCAUGUCAAACCUUUUAGUUAAUAGUAUAGAUAAUGAUAACUUGGAUUGUUUAAUGACCAAGUUUGUUGAAUUGAAGGUGAAAGAUUUCAGGGUGCAAUAAAGAAGUUUUUUUGUGGCAUUGUCAAGGGUGUGCUAUUUUGUGUGGCACGAAGGAGGAAUAGCAAAAUUUUAGAGGUCUUGAGAGGCCUUCAGUGAUGUUUGGGCCUUUCAGGUUUAGCAUCUCUUUGUAGGUUUUGGUGAUGGUGACAAAGUGUUUUGUGUAACCCUUAGGUCUUCUCUUACUUGAUCAGAGGCUCUUUCUUUAGUGUGCUUUCUUUUUUUCUUCUGGGCUCUUUUUUAUAUGCCCUUGUAUUCUUUCAAUUUUUUUCUUAAUGAAAGUUCAUUUUUUAAUUUUUAAAAAAAAAAAAAAAAAAAAAAAAAAAACUUGAAAGAAAAAUGAUAAUAGUUUGAGUAUAGAAUUGUUUGCUGCUUGAACUUUUAAGGUAAACUCAACUAGAUACCUUUGCAUUACCCCUUAAAAGUAAGGGCAAUAUGCUUAAUUGAAGUUACUGUGAUGGUUUUGUUUCUAGGCGCUGAAAGUCCUGUUUGAUUAGUUUUGUCCUAGUGAACCUAUCUUAUUGAAAGAUUUAGGGGAGAUUGGUUGCGAGAAUGAUAGAUGAUGCAAAAUUUAGUAUUAUGUCAUAGAUCUGGAGUUAAGUGGAAGUUGAAUGUGGUGUUGUCAAGUCUUCAAAUUUUUUAUAUAUAUUGAAUGAAAUUGCUGUAUUCUACGCUUUUCAUUCAAUUUUGAUUGCUUUUAUUUAUUCUCUUAAUUGGCAUACA